AUGCUUUCUUCUGCUUCCUCUUCACUUGUUUCUUUUAGCUCCAUCAAUGAUGCCAUCAACCUCGUUAAGCUGCUGCCUAUGGUCAAUGAUAAGAACAGUAAGCUCUUCUGGAGUGCCACUUUGUCGCUGCUGGGUACUUGCUACAUGGUCAAGUCAUUCUGGCGCAUGAUGGUGGCUCCCAAACACUUGGCUCAUAUUCCAAAAGUCAAUUCAUUGCCUUGGUUUUGGAGUAUUCUCAAGGGUGAAAGCCAUGAUGUCCGCAUGAAGAAACUGAUGCUGCCUACCAUCAAUGAACAUGGUCUCUGCUUAAAGUAUAUUCUUGGAAGAUGGACAGUAACUGUGGGUGAUCCCAUUUUAUUGCAAGUCUUGCUGAAAGACGUGUAUACAUUUCCCAAGGAGCAAGUUUCUAUGGAUCCUGAUCUCAUCUUGACAAACGAAGAGCCAAACAUGGGAAAUGCGAACGGUCAAGAUUGGAAAAGGCAACGCAGUGUAGCGAAUCCUGUUUUCCAUAGAGCCAUGCCCAUUGAAGUCUUUGGCCAAAUUACAAAGCGUAUGUUUGACUCCAUGGAUAAACAGAAUAACGACGAUAUUGUCGAUAUGGCUGAUUAUAUGAGAAGGCAUAAUUUCGACAUGGAGGCUGUCACUGAUUCAACCUCACCUUAUGCCACUUUAUACAAGGAAGCGUUCAGUAUUGUCAGGGAUCCAUUUGUUUAUCUGUUCCCUGCAUAUACACGUAUCCCAUCCAAGUAUAUACCCUAUCGCAACAGAGCUCGCAAAGCAAAUGAAAAUCUUCGCAAGAUCUUGUCAGACAUCAUCGUUGACCGUAAACGAACGAUCCGCGAAAACAGCUUGGUUUUAUCUGAUGACAUGGAUUCCAGCAACGCUCAAGGGCUUGACUUGCUCACAUUAAUGAUUAUGGCUGCAGAAGGUGGCCAUGUACCCAAUGCCUCGUACUUAACUGAUGGGGAACUGGUGUCUAAUCUUGCAGUGUUCUUUGUUGCUGGUCAUGAAACCACUGCAAGUGCAACUGCUUCAUUCAUGUAUUAUCUCGCUGCUAAUCCCGAGAUUCAACAAAGGGCUAGACAAGAAGUGCUGAGUGUCAUGGGCGAUUCUCCUGAGGACGUGAUCCCCACAAGAGAAGAAUUGAAGCAAAUGGUAUACCUCGACAACUGUAUUCAUGAAACAAUGAGAAUCAACCCUCCAACAUCUGGCAAUCUGCCUCGAAUUGUUACCAAAGAUACAAAUCUAGGAGGCUUUUUUGUGCCUAAAGAAACUCGCAUCUCCAUUGAAUUGUACGGUGUACAUCACAUUGCAAAGUAUUGGGAUCAACCUGAAGUAUUCAACCCAGAUCGAUUCAACAAAAAGAGCACAAGUUUCCGCAAAGAUGCUAUUUGGAUGCCAUUUGGCUAUGGCCCGCGCACUUGCAUAGGCCAAAACUUUAGCUUAUCAGAACAGAGAAUAGUUCUAGCCAUGAUGUUGAAACGAUAUACAUGGACAUUAGCGCCCAAUAGCGAGCAUGCUCACGGAUUAAAAAAUGCUAAUGGAGGAGGUAUUGGUUUAUUGGGUCCUGAAUCUUUGAAAAUCAAGUUAACUAGAAGAUAUUGA
Messenger RNA from Mucor velutinosus, 1605 nucleotides. RefSeq names its product Fe-S cluster-binding ribosome biosynthesis protein (gene RLI1). NCBI's taxonomy places the organism in Eukaryota, Fungi, Mucoromycota, Mucoromycetes, Mucorales, Mucoraceae. The record is from RefSeq and is a predicted model, not a curated record. The transcript is spliced from 6 exons. Bases 1 to 1605 code for a protein of 534 amino acids. Gene Ontology annotation, molecular function: monooxygenase activity; iron ion binding; heme binding.